Molecule: messenger RNA, 9280 nt
Organism: Vespula pensylvanica (western yellowjacket)
Lineage: Eukaryota; Metazoa; Arthropoda; Insecta; Hymenoptera; Vespidae
Gene: Rim
Product: regulating synaptic membrane exocytosis protein 2-like
Exons: 23
Coding region: 1044-8678 (2544 amino acids)
Biological process (GO): regulation of membrane potential; regulation of synaptic plasticity; positive regulation of synaptic transmission
Cellular component (GO): cytoskeleton of presynaptic active zone; presynaptic membrane
Molecular function (GO): transmembrane transporter binding; small GTPase binding
Source: RefSeq, a predicted model, not a curated record
GAUAGAUAGAUAGAUAGAUACAUAGAUAGAUACAGAAAGAAGGAGAAAGAGAGAGAGAGAGAGAGAGAGAGAGAAGGAAAAAGGGUUGAAAGUCUAGCAGGAGAGAACGUCUCUUCCUUUCUCCAUCCUAAGAGCAACGUCCCUCGACGUCGUUCCAUGCUGGAUCCGAGAGUUGGACCAGGUACGACGGAGAGGGAAGAGAGAAUGCGAGAACCUCCUAAAAGUCUGUGAAACAUGAUUUGUCAUACGGAUGUCGCGGGUGGUAAUCGUAAGACGAGCAACACCAACGACGAAGACGAGGACGACGAGGAGGACGAGAACGAGAACGACGAGGACGAGGACAAGGAUAAUAACAACGACGACGACGACGACGACGACGACGACGGCGAAGAAGAUAAGGAGGAGAACGAAGACAAGGAGGAGGACAAAAAGGAAGAUAAGGGAACGAAUCUUAGGUGGAUUAUCGAGUCUAACGCGUUGGGAAUUAUUCUCAGCGAGGAGGGUAGAAUAAGAAGGAGAAGAAGAAGAAGAAGAGGAGAGAGAGGAGAAGAAGUAGUAGAAGGAGAAAGAGGAGAAGGAGGAGGAAGAGGAGAAGAGGAAGAGGAAGAAGAAGAAGAAGAAGAAAAAGAAGUGAAAGAAGAAGAAAAAGAAGAAGUGAAAGAGGAAGAAGAAAAAGAGAAAGAAAAAGAAAGCGAGGGCGCAACGUCGCGGGCGUGUUCGCGGGCGUUCGGUGAUAAGGUGGUGCGUUCACCAGGUGUCGGAUGACUCGGCGACGAGGGCUUAGAUAUCCCGUAGUCGUAGAAAAGGCGCGUUACCCCGCGAUAAUAAUAAAUAUAAUAACAACAGAAGUUUAUAUAUCGUUCGCAUAUUCGAGAGGAGAACGUACGCGCGAGUCCGUCGCGCUCUCUCGUCGGCGACGUCGCCGGUGUUGGCGCUGCAUAGCCGGCCUCCUAGCCAGGCCGCUGGCCAGCCUCCUGCCCAUCAACGCGUUAGACCCCGACCUCCAACCCGUGAUAAAACGCGCCCAAUCUCUUUAGACCGUGAUGGAGGACUUACCCGAUAUAUCGCACCUCACUCCCGAGGAGAGGCGCAUCAUCGAGGAGGUUAUGAUACGACAGAAGAAGGAGGAGGAAAAAGCGAAUGAGAUUAUGAGACGAAAGCAGGACGAGGUUCAAGUCCUGGAGGAAACGAUACGAGCCCGUUCGGAGAAACACAAGAAGGCUGGGGUGGAGCUUAACGCCACGUGUCAAGUAUGCAUGAAAACCAAGUUUGCCGACGGCAUUGGUCACAACUGCAACUACUGCCACAUCCGGUGCUGUGCACGCUGCGGUGGAAAGGUCACUCUACGUUCGCGUAGGGAAAUAUGGGUGUGCAUCCUCUGUCGGAAGAAGCAAGAGGUCCUUACGAUGACGAAGGCCGGCCUCGGUGCCGCGGACAACGCGAUGCUGCCACGAAUGCAGGAGGACAUGCAGGUGGGUGGUCCUCCGGGACUCGUGGACCAAACUCAGGAUAAGAGGCCGAAACUCGAGAGGGCGCACAGCGCAGCCGAGAAGGAGAACCUGCCUUUGCUGCAAAGAAGCGGAAGUCUGCUCAAAAGGCAGUACUCCCAGCAAGAGCAGGUUCCAGGACGUCGGGUGUCCACGAGCGAUAGCGGAGUAGAGAUGUCUGUUUCACCUCAUUCGAGAACUCUACCGACACCCCAUGUAGUCGUUGGUUCGUAUCCCGCUCAACAAAUUCCAAGACAUCCUGAAGCCUACCCCGAGGACGAUCCUAGUCUGUACAGGGGUGAAAUCGACGGUCUCAUGAGACAACAUCCGCAAAAUUAUCCGAGGCAACGACCGAUCUAUCAGGAUCAGAACUCUGACAUUGCAAUGGCGUAUGGUCAAUCAGGGACGGAGACCGGUCCUUCGCGUGGACCGGUACAUCCCUCGCAGCAACACGCUGUGGUACAUCAAGCGCAAGGUACGCAUCCCUCUCAAUCAGCUGCCUCAGGUCAGAGUACUCUUCAGCAACAAAGAAGUUAUAGUAGCAGCGAGGAAGAACGAAGUACGCCGGAAUGUGGUAGCGACGAGCCGGACGAGUCCGAGAAGGGAGAGAAACCACCGUCCAUGGUAGUCACUUCCAGGAGCACGAGGGAGAAGUCUGGUGACAGAAUGAAUCGGCAGUUCCUCGGGCAUCCUUUCUCCUGGCAAGUCAGCAGAGACGGUCAGAAGUUAAUCGGACACAUGGUCUUAAGAAAGUCCUUGGGUUCUGGAAGCAGUACAAGUAUACUCGGUCUCAAGGUCGUCGGUGGUAUACUCUUAGAGGAUGGUUCUAUGGGAGCUCUUAUCGAAAAAGUCAAGAAGGGUAGUACAGCUGAUAUAGAAGGUCAAUUGAGACCAGGCGACGAGGUACUCAAAUGGAACGGUAGAUCUCUUCAGGGUAAGAGCUUCAGGGAUGUAUACGAGAUUAUCGCGGAAUCGAGACAGGAGUCUCAAGUUGAAUUGAUAGUUUCGCGAAAUUUAUCGGCCGCAUUGGCACCGAGUACUACGACAAUGACGACAACAACGACAAUGGUAGGGCAACAACAACAACAACAACAACAACAACAACAACAAGGACCACCGGGUUCGUCGAUGUCUGUACCGUCCAGGCGAAUUCCUACACAGUCACAAUGGAGACAAAAGCAAGACUCCAUUUCCGGUUCUCAACAACCCCAUCACAAAGAUUAUAUGAUUUUUCGCAUUCCAGGUCUUAAGAAAUGCAUCCUAUGGGAAUUGUACGACGCGAGGCGCGAGAAACCGUCGGUUUUAGUGACGUCACCUGGCUCACCGGAUCUACACGGUCAAGGACGCGUAAGGCAACCCCGUAGAGGAGUAUCAGGAAAUGCAAACGUCGGUGGUACUCUUCAAGUGAAGCUUGCCUUCGAUCCCGUUGCACUUCAACUAAUUGUCACUGUCGUUUACGCUUCAAAUCUUACUCCACGUCCCGAUGGUCAACCAAGAAAUCCAUACGCCAAGAUCUUUCUACUUCCCGAUAGGAGCGAGAAGUCGAAGAGACGGACGAAAACGUUGGCUAACACGAACGAUCCAAGAUGGAAUCAGACUUUCGUUUACAACGGGAUAAGAAGAUCGGAGCUUAGAAAGAGAGCAUUGGAGAUUACGGUUUGGGAUUACGGGAGGUACGACGCGAACGAUUUUCUUGGUGAAGUCGUCAUAGAAUUGGCGGUUGCUCCAUUGAACGAAGAACCCGAGUGGCAUCCAUUGACGGUACAUACGGAACAUCGGCAUUAUCAGGAGGCCGACGAUAUGGUGAUAACACCGGUGGAUUGCCAUCUUAGCCCGCCGUCGACAACAUCGAGAUUAAGCGAUUCCGACACUUCGGAGUGCGACAUCACGGAUUGCGACGUCUCCAGGGAACAGAGACGAACGGCUGACGGUGCCAGCAUAAGUAGUAUCGGCAGUUCCUCCAGGUUUCAUAAUAUGCCGUCAAAUUAUAAGCGCCACUAUUCUAGCCCUCCGCCGGAAAGAGAGCUGUGCGUCGAUGGUGAACAUCGGAGUCGAAGGGACAUGUCGCCUCAAGGUCGUAAAAGAGCUGCCCUUAUGGUCUCCCGCGAUCAACCCGCCUCGAUUUCCGGCUAUCAGAUUUAUCGGAAGGACGAUAUUCAUCGUGGAAUGAUGGGUCACAGAUCCCACAGCGCAGCACCAAUGGACUCACCUAGCGUACGUUAUCGUGGGAGAUCCCAAAGUCCCACCGGUCAUCGUUCUUUAUCUCCGCCCGAACACAGAUCCAUGCCUUAUUCGCACAGUUACAUGCCGAGAUUUGGUUCCAGAUCGGCAACAGCCACGCCUACCGGUUCGCCAAAGAAGCGUCAGCUUCCACAAAUUCCAGCAGCCCUUAAAGAGAGAGUAGCUCAAGAUCUCGAAGAAAGAGCAAGGUUUAUGAGGCAUCGUACUAGGCAAGGACACAUUACGUAUAGGAGUACGGGAAUGGGAGGCUGGGAAAGACACUACAGCGGUCUUUCAGACUCGGAUCUACCAUCGAUCGGUCAUGAUCCAUUAUCCUUACCGCACAGUAAUGCUCACAGACUGCACAGACCACGAAGGGGGCAUUUAAGUCCGGACAAAGAUGUCCUUGGUGACCUUGGGGACUCCGACAUGGAGAGCAUAGCCUCCAUAACGAGCAGUGCCUUCAGUACGCAAUCGGAACGACCACGUGGAUCGAGGGGAUUAAUGCUACGGGACACCGGCCUGUUGUCGCGCCGAGCCAAGAGUUUCGAGUACGAGACCAUUUCAAGCAACAUAUUCAGCGACGACAGUCUCAGAACGGCGAGGAGGAAGUUGAAGAGAAAUCUUUCUCUGAGCGACGCCGGUUACGGCGACAAGAUACCGGCGUUGGGGGAUCAGAGCAAGUCCUACUACGAUUCGAACGGCGACGAUAAGCCGCCAAAGAGUUUGCUGAACAAGGAGCCCAAUUACGAUUACCUCACGAGCCAAGAUCACAAGCCUUUUUACGGUUACGAUUCGGAGCUCAGCGCGGGCGAGACAGAGAUUUACGUGCCGAGCUUCGAUAAACGGACGACGAGCAUAAUCGAGGACUAUCAUCACCAUCGACCUUACCCACCCCUAGAUCCGCGCCGUCUUACCACCGCCACGACGCUCACCGACGACCUUAGAUCCACCUUCGGCCGCGAGGACACUACCAAGAGGAAAUACGUCGAGUCCUCUUCUUAUCAGGAUCACGACGCCACCACCUUCAACGCGCACAUAUCCGCCGAGAAGAGAACGAAGAAUCUCGACAAUCCGGACCUCUGCGAUCCUUUGAACGAUCACGUUUAUUGCAGCAUCGACGAGACAGUAUCAUCCUCGGACAAUUGUUACAACGCAACCAGAAGCGACGACGAGUACGAGCAAGCGAGGAGGCUCGCUAUGAUUUCUUCUCUUCCGCCACGUAGACGAACAAAAAGUACCGACUCCUAUCUCGAGGACGAUUACGAACGUUACGAAAAUUGGGACGUCGAUUACGACGACGAGGACGAGGGUUUCAUCGAUCGUCGAAAUCACGAGGACUACGACGACGAGGACGAGGACCUCGACGAGGACGUCGAACGAUACGGUUACGAGAACGGGGACGAUAUGACCGGGACUGCGACUACGACGAAUACGACGAUGACGGGGACUACGACGACGAUGACGACGACGAACUUGCGUAACAACGAUCGCUCGAUUUAUAAUCGUCGUCAUCAAGACGAUUACUAUCGGGACGAACAUCCACGACGUACAGCCGCUUCGAGGAACGCACAGUUUGACGAUGGUACUCUAAUCGUCGACGACUAUUACAACGGGUAUCGUAGCGCCGACGACUACGAUUAUCACCGUACGAUAACGCACACCCCGAGUGGCCUCGAGAACGAUAAGAGUUACAACGUCAAUACAUUCCCACGAAGGCGUAGGAGAAGAAGCAGACGAGGUAGCAGAGGCGAUAACAGCAACGUCGUCUCCUACGAGAACGUAAGACCUUCGAACGUACGGGACGUCCCAUUGUCGAGGAAGGACAGCCUGGCCGUACCGAGUUUUUUCGAGAGCAAGAGAAUGAUGAUCCAACGCGCGGAGUCCACGCCGGUGUUGCAUUCCGACGAGGAUCCAACGGCGUGUUCCGCGGCUAUGGAUGCCAGAAACAGACGUCUUUAUCGCAGGAGACGUAACAGCAGUUGUCCCGAGACGAAGGGUUACAUCCGUACGAGCGAGACCUUCCUCAGGCGUGGAAGUUGCAAGGACGAGGAGAGAAGGUCGAACUUUAUGCUGGACUCCGAGGAGGAGUUUGGCUCGAUGGAGACGGUCGUCGGUGCCGAUUACUUUAGACGGAAAAACGAGUUGGACCCUCGUGACGAUGGUGGUGGUGGUGGUGGUGGUGGUGGUGGUGGUGGUGGUGGUGGUGGUGGUGGGGGUGGUGGUAGUGGUGGUGGUGGUGGUGCUGUUGGUGGUGGUGGUAGUAGAGGUGGUGGUGUAGUCCUUGUAGGCGAAGACCGAUUAGGAUCGGGUAGAUCAGAUUACUACGACGACGAGCCGCCGGUAGACUCCUCGAGGUACGAUCUCCUGCCGGAUUACGAGUGUCGCGAAUGUAACGAGGCUGCCGCCGCUCGCGAAUUCGUUAGGUCAGGGUCGCUACGUUCCUCGAACACGCACGAGUCGCGUUAUCAGAAUUGGUCGUCCUCGACGCGCGGUAGUAUUAGACGAAAGAGUAGCUGUCCGGAGUGCCGUGAGCUGGCGCUGUCCUCUUCCGGUGCCGAUUUAGCCGGCGUUGGUAGGUCGCGUAGGAGCGAUGAGAGGAGGUCGUUAGUCGAGGCGAGGCAGAGGUAUCGUAGGCGAAACAGCAGCUGCCCCGAGGCUAGGGAACUCGAGCUUAUAGAGAAGAGGCAGCAACAGCCGCAGCAGGACGGCAGGCACCAGUCGCGUCAGCCUUCGGCGAUGCAGUCGAUGCAGACCCAACACCGCCAGCAGCAACAGCAACAACAGCCGAGUAGUAAGAGGAACGUGGCGAUAAGCGACACCCUCGAGUACUACGAGUACUCGAUGGAGAGCGAGAGCCAGUGCAGCGAGAACUGCGGAUUUGGCCCGUGCGAUCCGCGUAGGCCCCGUAACCGAGCACCCCGCCCCGGUAACGCUAAUUCAAGUCUCUUUGAUUCCCAAACCGCUACCUCCGACACUGCUAAAAACUACCACCCACGGGCCGACGAUCAUCAACACGAAAACCCACGUACGAUCGCGAAACCGACAUCGACGCAACAACAACAACAACACCAACAACAACAACAAUAUCAACAUCAAUAUCAACAACAACAACAACAACAUCAACAACAACAUCAACAACAACAUCAACAACAACAUCAACAACGACAACAACAACUACAACAACAACAACUACAACUACAACAACAACAACAUCAUCAUCAACAACCACAUCAUCGACAUCAUCAACAUCGCCAAACGAACCACGAACCACGAUCGUCGUCGUCGUCGUCGCCGCCGCUGCCGCCGCCGCCGCCGCCACUCCCGCACCCGCACCCGCCGCCGUCGUUGUCGUCGUCGUCGUCGUGUCAAUACUGCGCCCUCCCUCCUCCUUCUAUUCAUAAUAAAAACGCCGCCGCUAAUAAUUAUUAUCCCAAUCGUCGCGACCACGACGGUGAAUUCCCAACGUCCCAUCGGCGUACCCAUCGGAAAAUAAUAUCUUAUAACGACGCCGGCGGCGACGCCGACGGUACCGUCGACGGUCACUCGGCGACGACCGUCAUCAUCAACGAUGGUGACGUUCUCGACGGUGAUGUUGAUCAUCGACGACGACGUUACGACGACGACGACCCGCGGGAUCGUCGCUCCUCCUCCAUGCCCGAAAACAGCGAGUACUCCGGCCAGUCGAGCUCCUACGAGAAGCCAACGAGGCAUCAGACGACCGACAAUGGCCACGACGAACAACAUACCGGAAAACGGGGCCAAUUUACUAGGAGUCUCAGUAACACGGACGCACCACCGGACGAAAAAGUCGAUGGUAGCUUGAGCGACACCGCCGUGAGUUUACACGUGGAUGAUGCCUCGAGGAGGGGUCGUAAGAGUUCACCGGGUAGUAAAAGCGGAAGCGGAAGUAGCAGCGGCGGCGGAAGCGCCGUACAGUAUCAGGCCGGUCUUGGAAAGAAGAGUAACAGCACGAGUCAGCUAUCCGCGACAGAAAACGGGAUGCUCGUCCUCGGUGGUGGUGUCGGUGGUAGUGGUGGUAUCCAUGGUAGAGUUGGUGGUAGUAGUGGUACUGGUGUUGGUAGUAGUGGUACUGGUGGUAUUGGUGGUGGUAGUGGUAGUGGUGGUAUAGGUGUUGCUGGUAUUGGUGUUGCUGGUGUUGCUGGUGCUGGUAGUGGUGGUGGUGGUAGUGGUGGUGGUGGUGGUAGUGGUAGUGGUACCAUUAUCAGCGAGUUACGAGUCGUGGCUUUUUCGAAUCGGAAGCGCAACAGUACACCGAGCAGCAUCCAACGUUCCGAGGAGAUCUAUUCGUUCUAUCAACGCUUCGAUUCUGGCAAGAUGAUGGUGGGAUCGGUGGCCAGCGAUACAGCCGGAAGUCUCAACUCGAUAUCUAGUUCCGAAGGAAGCUCCUGGUCGCCCAGUCUGCGAAUGGCAGGGGAGACCGGGCAGUUGAGAGACUUCAUCGAGGAUCUUGGUCCUGCACAAGUAGUUGGAAGACAAGCAUUAGGUGCCGGUUAUCUCGGUGCCAUACAGUUAUCACUUAGCCAGACGAAAGGCUAUCUCGAAGUAGAGAUCAUCCGUGCCAAAGAUCUUAAAACGAAAUUUGGAAGCAAAGGAAUUCCAGCUCCUUACGUGAAGGUUUAUCUUGUCAAUGGAAAGAAAUGUAUAGAAAAAGCGAAGACCUCGACAGCACGAAAAACGUUAGAUCCUUUUUAUCAAGAAUCGUUGGCAUUUAGAGAAAAUUUCCGGGGUUGUAUAUUGCAAGUUACAGUUUGGGGUGAUUAUGGCCGUUUCGAAGGGAAAAAAGUGUUCAUGGGCGUCGCACAGAUCGUAUUGGACGAUCUGAACCUGAAUCAGAUGGUGUUCGGAUGGUACAAACUGUUUGACGCCACAUUGCUGGUCAGUGGGCCUUCAACCCUUGCUUUAUCACGUCGCUCCUCAGCCACGUCCUUAGAAUCCUGUAAGAUCUAAGAAUGAUGUUUGUCGAUUAGAAGAUCGAAUUUUAGUUACGCUUAUACAUAUAUAUAUAUAUAUGUAUAUAUACAUAUAUAUAUAUAUAUAUACACAUAGUCAAAAUUUAUAAAACAAAACAUUUAUUUCGCACGCUUUUUAAUGAACACACGGAAUUCGGAGAACCAGAAAGAAAAAGGAAAAGAAAAGAAAAGAAAAGAAAAAAGAAAGGAAAGAAAGGAAGUAAGAAAAAAAAUAGAAAAUAAGAGAAUAGAUAAAAAGGAUGAGAGAGCAGACGAACGGAAUCGAACGUAUGGGGAUUAGAACUUUAUAAGAAAUAAAUCUCUGUAAUAAUUACUUAAAUAAUAGAUUUAUAUACGCGGAGAAUCGCUUUAGCUUUCGUCUCAUUGUAAUUUCACGUGAACUAAAUACUUAAACCUACAAAGAUAAGUUAACUCUCGUGAGUUAUUCAUUAUGUAUUUAUUCGAUAUGUAGUCUGUGCUUAUAUGCUUCAUAUAGAAAGGACAAGUUUAUCAGCUCUUGAACUAAAUCGUAUGAUCUAUCUGAUCAGAAAUUACAACAACCUUUUUUGUCGAGAAUAAAGUGUCACUUGUUAAUGAUGA